GACGAUUAAAGCAAGACAAUGGAUUGGGGAGCUCUGCAUACCAUUUUAGGAGGUGUAAAUAAGCAUUCCACCAGCAUCGGGAAGAUAUGGCUCACAGUCCUGUUCAUCUUCCGUAUCAUGAUUCUGGUUGUGGCUGCAGAGAGAGUCUGGGGAGAUGAACAAGAUGACUUUAUCUGUAACACUCUGCAACCUGGUUGCAAGAAUGUUUGCUAUGACCACUUUUUCCCCAUCUCUCACAUCAGACUCUGGGCCCUGCAGCUGAUCUUUGUUUCCACACCUGCGCUGCUGGUGGCCAUGCAUGUAGCUUACAGGAGGCAUGAGAAGAAAAGGCAGUUCAGAAAGGGAGACCAGAAAUGUGAGUAUAAGGACAUUGAAGAAAUCAGAAGACAGAGGUUUCGUAUUGAGGGCUCAUUGUGGUGGACGUACACCAGCAGCAUCUUCUUCAGACUGGUCUUUGAAGCAGUCUUCAUGUACGCAUUUUAUUUCAUGUACGAUGGGUUCCGAAUGCCUCGCUUAAUGAAAUGUAACGCUUGGCCCUGCCCCAACACAGUAGACUGCUUUGUUUCUCGACCUACUGAAAAGACAGUGUUUACUAUUUUCAUGAUUGCUGUGUCUAGCAUUUGCAUUCUUUUAAAUGUGGCUGAAUUAUGUUACUUACUGACAAAAUUUUUCCUCAGAAGGUCUAAAAAAGCUGGAAACACAAAACAUCACCCCAACCACGAGAAUAAGGAAGAAACCAAACAAAAUGAAAUGAAUGAGUUAAUAUCUGAUAGCUGUCAGAACACAGUUAUAGGAUUUUCAAGUAGCUAAGAGGGUGUCAAUGCUGGUGUUCACUUUUUUGAGUGAAUGUUCUUUGUUUAAAGGCUGCAAAUAAAAUUUGUUAUAUUAGACAAUUUAAGUUGGGUGAGACUUUGAUACAUAGUGUCAGGUGUCAAUUAUGCACAUCUGAAAAAAGUCAGGGCAGCCUAAAUGUGAAAAUUGUGAGGAUUAAAUAGGAAAGUGUAUCUUCCUAUGAGAACCCUUACAAACUGACUAUGACAAGUGAGAAACCCACCAAUACCUUCAUGCUGACACAGCUCCUGAAAACUACAUGCGACAGCAAUAAGAACAAAAUUCUUUACAAGCUAGAUAUUCUAGUAUUACAA
Messenger RNA from Balearica regulorum gibbericeps (East African grey crowned-crane), 1145 nucleotides. Its product is annotated as gap junction beta-6 protein. Gene Ontology annotation, biological process: cell-cell signaling; gap junction-mediated intercellular transport. NCBI's taxonomy places the organism in Eukaryota, Metazoa, Chordata, Aves, Gruiformes, Gruidae. Gene Ontology annotation, cellular component: connexin complex. Gene Ontology annotation, molecular function: gap junction channel activity. The record is from RefSeq and is a predicted model, not a curated record.